AUGGCCCAGUGCCCGCUGCUGCUGCCGCUGCUGCUGCUGCCGCCGCUGCUGGCCGCCGACAGUCCGGCCGCGGACCCCGCCUGGGCGGUGCCUCCGCGGGCAGCCCCGGCGCGCCUGAAGUUGUGCGGCCGAGAGUUCGUGCGCGCCGUUAUCUUCUCCUGCGGGGGCUCCCGCUGGCGCCGAGCCGGCCAGGGCAACGCCUUCCCAGACUCAAACUUCAAUGCGGAUGACAGCCUGGACGUCGCCUCCAGCGAGUGGCUCUCCUUCACCCUGGCCAAGGACCCCCAGGACCCCUACAGGGGUCAGCGCGGCUGGCAGGGGGCCCCUGGGGUCCCGCGGGUCACCCGGGAUAUCCCAACUGGGCUUUCCAGCUACUGUUGCAAACUGGGGUGCAGCAAAACUGAGAUCAGCAGACUCUGCUAGAGGGGGACCCCCCU
Messenger RNA from Sorex fumeus (smoky shrew), 437 nucleotides. It is a transcript of the gene RLN3, whose product is annotated as relaxin 3. The coding region runs from base 1 to 423 and encodes 140 amino acids. Gene Ontology annotation, cellular component: extracellular region. The transcript is spliced from 2 exons. The record is from RefSeq and is a predicted model, not a curated record. NCBI's taxonomy places the organism in Eukaryota, Metazoa, Chordata, Mammalia, Eulipotyphla, Soricidae. Gene Ontology annotation, molecular function: hormone activity.